This is a messenger RNA of Loa loa (African eye worm), 796 nucleotides long. RefSeq lists its product as hypothetical. The coding region runs from base 29 to 796 and encodes 255 amino acids. The transcript has 2 exons. The record is from RefSeq and is a predicted model, not a curated record. Lineage: Eukaryota; Metazoa; Nematoda; Chromadorea; Rhabditida; Onchocercidae. Gene Ontology annotation, biological process: neuromuscular synaptic transmission. Gene Ontology annotation, molecular function: protein binding.
CAACUGAUGGGAUUGUUCCUAAUGCAUUAUGCCGUUAGCAUAUACAGCUAGCGGUUCCGGUACGAUACCGCAUUCACAUCGCCAUCAGCAGCAACAGCAGCAUCUACAACAACAUUCCACUGCUUCACUGUUAACUUCAGUACAAAAUUCAUCUGGAUCUAGUCAGAAUAUCAGUGAGAAUCCGACAUCUACCAUUUAUCACACUUAUCAGCAACAUUAUCAACCGGAACGGCAACAAACCGUUCAUCCACAACAACAACCUUUUUCAACUGCGACCAAAACACAUACCAGUAUAUCAGAUGCUUUACUGUUAGCAUUACACCGGAAACCUUCUGCGCGUUUGUUCCGCGCUUUAUUCCAGUAUCUUCCAAUACGUGAUUCACCGAAUGAAAAUCCGCAAUUGGAAUUACCACUUCAAGCCGGAGACUAUAUACUGGUACACGGUGAAAUGGAUGAGGAUCAAUUUUAUCGUGGCGAAAAGCUGGAUGGCCAAACGGGUUUAGUACCAUCGAAUUACGUGGAACACGUUCCCAAUCAGCAUUUACUGCUGAACACAUCCCGGAUUCCGUCACCUUCGUUCCCGUUAACAAUACCUCAACAUCUGACCCAGAUCCAACAUGAUUUCUCCACUUCAGCUCCUUCUGGUACCGCAGGUAUAACUGCAACUAUGCGACAAUCAACAAUAACGCCACCACUGCCCGAUUCUGUUUGUCCUUAUCCUCCCGUUGAUAUUGCUAAAGUUACAGUGCAGGAAGUGAAGAUUACCGAUAAUCCACGUGGUAAGUUUUUUUUAUAA